Messenger RNA from Nothoprocta perdicaria, 940 nucleotides. It is a transcript of the gene TNNI1, whose product is annotated as troponin I1, slow skeletal type. The transcript is spliced from 6 exons. The record is from RefSeq and is a predicted model, not a curated record. Gene Ontology annotation, biological process: muscle contraction. Bases 58 to 558 code for a protein of 166 amino acids. Gene Ontology annotation, cellular component: troponin complex. Lineage: Eukaryota; Metazoa; Chordata; Aves; Tinamiformes; Tinamidae.
UUCCCCUAGAGAAAAUCCAAGAUCACUGCCUCGCGCAAACUCUUGCUAAAGAGCUUGAUGCUGGCAAAGGCAAAGGAGGAGUGGGAUCAGGAGCUCGUUGACAAACAGGCAGAGAAGGAAAGAUACCUGUCUGAGCGCAUCACGCCACUGCACACCAGCGGGCUCUCCCUGAGCCAACUCCAGGACCUGUGCAGGGAGCUGCAUGCGAAGGUUGAAAUCGUGGAUGAAGAGAGAUAUGACAUYGAAGCAAAAUGCAACCAUAACACCCGGGAGAUUAAAGACCUGAAACUGAAAGUGCUAGACCUCCGGGGAAAGUUCAAGCGACCCCCUCUGCGGCGAGUCCGUGUCUCUGCUGAUGCCAUGUUGAGGGCUCUGCUGGGCUCCAAGCACAAGGUUUCCAUGGAUCUGAGAGCCAACCUGAAGUCUGUCAAGAAGGAGGACACAGAGAAGGAGCGCCCUGUGGAAGUGGGCGACUGGCGCAAGAACGUGGAGGCCAUGUCGGGUAUGGAGGGCCGAAAGAAGAUGUUCGACGCUGCCAAGUCCCCUACGGGCCAGUGAGAGGAGUGUCAGGCCAGGAAGAAGAGCCUCCCCGAUCCCGCUGUCUGCCUCCCUUUCCCUCACUGCCCCUCCUUGCUCCUUACGCCCCUACCCUGAAUUCACCACCGAGCUCCAUUGUGUGGACAUCUGCUUGGGAAGGAGAUUCGACCAUCUUCCUUUCCAUCCACCCUGGUUUGCAGUUGCGUGCAGGUCUUACCUUACUCGUGCAAUCAGCCCUGCUCUGGGAUGGCCCCAGCACAAGGGCUCUCAGGUGCCACAGGCGUCACCAACUCUGCCAAGGGGCUGCUGGUGCUCCUCCGCCAACUGGCACAAUGCAGGUCACCUCUUCUCACGGGCAGCUUGUGCAUGUCCAUGCUGGGCGUGCAGCUCCAAGGGACUCUCC